Besnoitia besnoiti is the source of this 879-nucleotide messenger RNA. Its product is annotated as gliding-associated protein GAP70. The record is from RefSeq and is a predicted model, not a curated record. The transcript has a single exon. NCBI's taxonomy places the organism in Eukaryota, Apicomplexa, Conoidasida, Eucoccidiorida, Sarcocystidae. The coding region runs from base 1 to 879 and encodes 292 amino acids.
AUGGGGGGCGCCUGCUCGAAGAACAAAGCCAAGCAGCCAGCGCGCGCGAAGGCGCAGGAGAUAGCGGAGAAGCAGAGGGAGGAGGAAGCGACGCGGAGGAAACCGGAGGAGGAACGUCGCCGACAAGAAGAGGAGCACCUCAGGCUAGAAGACGAGAGGCGCAGGCUAGAAGACGAGAGGCGCAGGCUAGAAGACGAGAGGCGCAGACUAGAAGAAGAGCGGGCUGCAGCUGAGGAGGCGGCCGAACAAGCUGAAGAGCGGAGGAAGCGCGAAGCAGAGGAGGAGCGACGGAGGCUCUUUGAAGAGGAGCGGAGGCGCGCCGAAGAAGAAGCUGAGCGGAUUCGCAGAGAGGCAGAAGAAGAGAGACGUCGGCGCGAAGAAGAGAGACGUCGGCGCGAAGAAGAGGAAGACGCGCGGAGACGCGAGGAAGAAGCACGAAGGAGACGAGAGGCGGAAGAAGAACACAAAAGAAGAGAAGAGGAGGAAAGGAGGCGAGCCGAGGAGGAAGCGGCGCAGAGGCGAGCAGAGGAAGAAAGGCGACGCCGGGCAGAAGAAGAAGAAGAGACGCGCCGAAGGAAGCUGCUGGAGGAAAAGUCUGCUGAGUGCGCACCUCCGCCCUCUAGCAAGCUCGAUGGUUUCACCGAAUCUGAGACAUCUGCGCCACCGGUGACCAGCAGCAGUCGCGCCUCGAGGUCAACCACGGGCGAGCGCCGCAGGCGACGCAGUGACAAAUCGCGUGGGGAAAACGUCAAGGUCGUUCACAAAUGUGUGCGACUCGUGUCGCACAACUGCGGGUGCGAACUCGCACACGACCACGACAGCCUCACGUGCUCCAUCUGCAAGUUCGUGGACAUGGGAGAUGUCCCUCUGCUGCGCUGA